UUUACAUGCAUAAUCAACUGUGUCGCUGGUCUUCAGCAAGUAGCACCGUCGCAUUUAACCGUCCUAAACAUACCGAUUGAAGAUGAAGAACAAACCGAUCUAAGUCCAUAUUGGCAAAUUGUUUUUGAGACUAUUGAAGAACAGAGAAAAUCUGGAGGCAAAGUCUUAAUUUUCUGUGGUAUGGGAAUUUCAAGAUCAGCCUCCUUCGUAGUAGCUUAUUUAAUGUGCAUUGAGAAGAUGACGUUACACGAUGCUUAUAAGCACGUUCAACGGGUACGAAACAUUAUUUGUCCUAACGUGGGUUUUUUUAAACAGAUGAUCGAACUGGAACAAAAGUUAUACAACAAAAACACAGUAAAAAUUAUUGAACCCAUCCCCGGAGUAGAAGUUGCUGAUGUUGUGUGGAAUGAACUGUAUAAUGAAGUGUUCAAUAACUCUGAAAAAAAUUCGUUGAGCCUUUCGAUGGAUUCAGUGGCUGCAACUUGA
Messenger RNA from Enterobius vermicularis (human pinworm), 486 nucleotides. The record is from the annotation of a GenBank genome assembly. NCBI's taxonomy places the organism in Eukaryota, Metazoa, Nematoda, Chromadorea, Rhabditida, Oxyuridae.